UAUUCGCGUAACCCUUCACCCGAAGUAAAAGGAGUCGGUCUCGACACCAACACAUGGUGGCAGCGCGGAAAAACCCACCCCACCGAGGAAGAGAAAAGAUAGAACAGACACGUCGACGAAGAGGUUAGAAGCACAUUAGAAGAUGCCAGACGAACAGAAACCAAUACUGAUACCACAACUGGACCCACCGAAACCGUUUACUUUCCACGCGGAAGAUUGGAAUCGUUGGUCGCAACGAUGGGAAAGGUAUCGCCGAGCAGCAGGCCUUGCGCAGAGGUCGGAGGAAGACCAGGUGAACCUAUUAAUUUACUCCAUGGGAGACAAGGCGGAUGAUAUUCUAUUGUCCUUCAAAUUAAGUCAAGAGGAACUCAAAAGGUAUGACACGGUCAUAGGAAAAUUUAAGACCCAUUUCGGUGAGAAAACUAAUUUGAUAUAUGAGCGAGCGCGGUUUAAUCAACGCCGGCAGGACGCAAAUGAGAAUGUCGAUGAUUUUAUCGCGGAUUUGUUUAGUCUAGCAGAAACAUGUAAUUUUGGAGAUUUGCGCGAAGAAUUAAUAAGAGAUAGAAUCGUCGUAGGGGUAAGAAACACAAAGCUGUCAGAGGCUAUGCAGUUACAGGCCGACUUAACCUUAGAACGAGCCAUCACCAAAGCGCGACAGGCGGAUGAAGUCAAACGCCAGCAAAACGUGGUGAGAGGAUCAGACGCCUCAGUAAGCGGUAGGACGGAAGUAGAUUACGUUUAUCAAAAAGGAGCGAAUAGACGCUACAAAACGGCACCGAGGCAGCAGCAAAAAGGUAGGCCAAACGAUAACGCAUCACUCAAGAAGUGCGGCAGGUGCGGGCGCACACCUCAACAUGCAUUUGUAGAAUGUCCAGCAAGGCAGUCGGCAUGCAACCACUGUAAGAAAAAAGGACAUUGGGAAACAGUCUGUACCCUGAAAAAGAAGAAAGUAAGCGAGGUUAGAUCAAAAGAAGAGAUUAGCAAUAAAGAAACAUACACUGCAGCCGAUUCAGUAUUUGCAGAUCGAGUCAGGAAUAAAGCAACAGCAGCAGAUUACACACCGUGGAGAACGACGGUUAGCAUCGAGGGAAUACCGGUAGAUUUCAAGAUAGACUCAGGGGCCGACGUAUCGAUUAUAGGAGAAGCACUACGUAAAGAAAGUUUCAGUAACAUUUCAAUGCAGCAACCGAAAGACUUACGAGCGGUAGGUAACCUAAUUAUCCCAGUAAAGGCGAUGAUUGAAGCCAACAUGGAAUGGCGGGGUCAACGUUGCAAGGAGAAGAUAUACGUAGUACCGGGGGCCAAAGAGCCACUACUUAGUCGGACGGCCAUAGAGAAGAUGGGCAUCAUUCGAUGGGUGAACGCCGUCACUAAAAAACCGGAAGAUAGAUACCCAGAGUUAUUUAAGGGGUUAGGAUGCUUGUCCAGUCCCUAUACUCUGAGAUUGAAAGAAGGCGCACGACCGUAUGCAAUAACAUCACCGAGGAGGGUGGCAAUUCCGCUUCGCGAAGCAGUGCGGCGGGCGCUGAAUACGAUGCAAAAGGAAGGAGUUAUCAGCCCAGUGGAGGAACCAACGGAAUGGUGUGCCGGAAUGGUAGUCGUACCUAAACCGGGAGGAGACGUCCGAAUUUGCGUGGAUUAUACACAGCUUAACAAGAGCGUCCAACGGGAGAAGCACAUGUUACCAGUGGUGGACGAAACGUUGGGUCGUUUAGCAGGAGCUAAAAUAUUCACUAAAUUAGACGCAUGUUCAGGAUAUUACCAGAUAGAGUUGAAUGAAAACUCAAGAAGAUUAACAGCGUUUAUUACUCCGUUCGGGCGAUUCCAAUUUAAUAGAUUACCGAUGGGGUUGACAUCGGCAGGAGAGCACUUCCAAAGAAAGAUAAGUGACAUCCUGGAAGGAGCGGAAGGGGUUAGCACCCUGAUGGAUGAUAUACUGGUUUUCGGAGCCACGGAAGCCGAGCACGAUGAGAGAUUAGAAUAUGUUCUGCGAAGACUAAGAGACAACGGAAUUACAUUAAACAAAAGUAAGUGUAUAUUCCGAACCUCAAGCGUGAAAUUUUUGGGUCACGUGAUAUCAGCGGACAAAGGAGUGCAACCAGAUCCUGAGAAAGUUACAGCGGUGAGAGAGUUAGAAAGGCCGAAAUCAGCGGUAGAAUUACGCCGGUUUCUAGGGAUGGUGCAUUACCAUUUGAAGUUCUUGGGUCAUUUAGCGGACAUAGCGCAGCCCCUCAGAGAUUUAUUGAAGAAAAACCAGGAAUAUAUGUGGACGGCGGCCCAUGAUCAAGCGUUUAGUAAGAUAAAAGAAAUGCUGUCCGAAGCACCGACAUUGGUAUUUUUUGAUCCAGCCAAGAAAUCACGCGUAUCAGCGGACUCAUCCAGUUACGGACUGGGAGCGGUGUUAGAACAGGACAACAAGGGUACCUGGCAUCCCGUAAGCUACGCGUCGCGAGGAUUAACAGAAACGGAGAAAAGAUACGCACAGAUCGAAAAGGAGGCGUUAGCACUUACGUGGGCAUGCGAGAAGUUUUCCGAUUACAUAUUGGGAGCACAGAUAAUACUGCAGACAGAUCAUAAACCACUAGUAGCCCUACUAGGAAGCAAACCGAUAUGCGAAUUAUCGGCAAGGUUACAACGUUUUCGUAUGAGACUCAUGCGAUUCAGUUAUGAAGUGCAACAUGUACCCGGAAAGGAGCUAUAUACUGCGGAUACCUUAUCUCGGGCGCCACAAAAGCAAGGACUUAAAGAAGAGGACAUCUUAUUCGACCAAGACGUAAAAUCGUAUGUACAGGCAGUGGAGGCCGCAACUCCGAUAGGAGAUAAACUUCUGCAAGAGGUGGCGGAGACGCAAAAGCAAGAUAAUACAGCAAGUAUACUUAGAAGGUAUAUACGAGAAGGAUGGCCUAUCCACAAAGCGGACGUAGACAGGGCAGCAAGAGGGUUCUUCGAGCAUCGGGGAAACUUAGCGGAGCUCAAGGACAUCAUAGUUUAUAAUACAAGAGCCUACAUUCCGACCGGAGGGCUACGCAAACAGAUGUUAGAUCGCCUUCACACAGGGCAUCUAGGCAUAACUCGUUGCACGGACAGAGCAAAAGAAGCUGUCUGAUGGCCGGGCAUCAACACCGAUAUCAAAAAUUUGAUAUCUAAAUGCGAGAAAUGCAUUGAGCAUAGACCACAAGUGGUGGAACCAUUAAUGCCAAGCCAAGUA
This is a messenger RNA of Vollenhovia emeryi, 3208 nucleotides long. RefSeq lists its product as uncharacterized. NCBI's taxonomy places the organism in Eukaryota, Metazoa, Arthropoda, Insecta, Hymenoptera, Formicidae. The record is from RefSeq and is a predicted model, not a curated record. The transcript has a single exon. Bases 143 to 3106 code for a protein of 987 amino acids.